GAAGAUGCUUCUCAAUUGUUCUUGUUCUCAAGUCUCAACUAAAUUAUGGAUCCUGGAACAGCUUUGGAGCUCGUUAAGCACGGCGUCACUCUUCUCUUCCUUGACGUCCCUCAGUACACUCUACUCGGCAUCGAUACUCAGAUGUUCUCUGUAGGGCCUUCUUUUAAGGGUAUUAAGAUGAUUCCACCAGGAAUUCAUUUUGUCUACUAUAGUUCUUCAACCAGAGAGGGAAAGGAGUUCUCACCAAUCAUUGGAUUCUUCAUUGACGUUGGCCCUUCAGAGGUAAUUGUUCGAAAAUGGGACAAACAAGAGGAAAGGCUAGUCAAAGUGUCUGAGGAAGAGGAAGAAAGAUAUAUUCAAGCUGUUAAAAAUUUGGAGUUUGACAGGCAACUCGGGCCUUACAAUCUUAGCCAUUAUGAAGAGUGGAAGCAAUUAUCUAAUUUUAUUACAAAAAGUGUAAUAGAACGACUUGAGCCAAUUGGAGGGGAAAUUACUAUUGAAUGUGAAAAUGAUGUGGUAAGAAGCUCAAGUGCUCAAAAAACACCAAUGGAGAAUGCACUAGACAAGCAGCUUAAGGAAAGUAAUUCUGCAACAUCUGUUGGCGAGUCUCAGAGGAAGGGCUGUUACUAUACAUCUAUUCCCCGUGUUGUAAAAUGUAAGGGGAUUAGUGGACAGGAACUUACUUCUUUGAAUCUUGACAAGACACAAUUGUUAGAAACUUUACUGGCGAAAGAAUAUGGAUGUUCUGAAGACUUGCUUCUUGGAGAACUGCAAUUUGCAUUCAUUGCCUUUCUGAUGGGUCAAUCACUAGAAGCAUUUUUCCAGUGGAAGUCUUUAGUUAGCCUUUUUCUUGGCUGCUCCGAAGCACCUUUCAAGACACGAACUCAACUAUUCACAAAGUUCAUAAGAGUCAUCUAUUAUCAACUGAAGUACGGACUACAGAAAGAUCGCAUUGAUGAAUCAGGACCAUCAUUGUUGGAUGAUUCUUGGCUUUCUGCUGAUAGCUUUUUGCACCGUCUCUGCAAGGAUUUCUUUUCAUUGUUGGAAGAUGGGUCAGUCGUAGACGGGGAUCUUUUAUCUUGGGCAAGAAAAUUUAAGGAGCUGUUAGAGAACAAUCUAGGGUGGGAGUUUCAGCAUGGUAGUGCUAUUGACGGAAUGUAUUUUGAAGAGGACGAUGAGUUUGCUCCUCAAGUUGAGAUCAUGGAUGAUGAGGCUUGAGCUGUUUAUUAAAGUGGAUCAUUAACUCUCAGUUUAGAAUACAAUGCAUUUGGAAAUUAAAGCAUGAAGUAUCAUGCUUUUUGUGCCCUAUGGCCAAGUUAUUGUCAUGGUUGAUCCCAUUCUCACAUUGUACAGUUGAACAUAUGUAAAUGCACUUCACCAAACAAUAGAAACUCAGCUUAGAGCCUACAAGAUUUCACGUGCACUUCCAGCUUCCAUUGUGCCUAAAGUCAACGGCACCUAAGGUACAAAGAGAAGAACACAAGAAAAUUAAGGUGCGUUUUUAUUUUUUGUGUUUUCUGGAUUUUGUAAUGGAAAAAGUGAAAACAAUGAAAUUCUGUUUUCA
Molecule: messenger RNA, 1564 nt
Organism: Arachis ipaensis
Lineage: Eukaryota; Viridiplantae; Streptophyta; Magnoliopsida; Fabales; Fabaceae
Source: RefSeq, a predicted model, not a curated record